Messenger RNA from Momordica charantia (bitter melon), 2668 nucleotides. RefSeq lists its product as uncharacterized. NCBI's taxonomy places the organism in Eukaryota, Viridiplantae, Streptophyta, Magnoliopsida, Cucurbitales, Cucurbitaceae. The record is from RefSeq and is a predicted model, not a curated record. Gene Ontology annotation, molecular function: DNA binding.
UUCUAUUUCUUUUAAUACUUAUCCAUUGUAUUUUGCAAUUUGCAUCAACAAAAAGGGGAAAAAAAAAGGAAAAAGGGAAUAUGUGGUAGCGACUUUUGUUGAUCUUCACCGGAAGCCAAAGUUCUCAGUCUCGGUGUUCCCGAGCUACAUCAUCAUUUCAUUUCUCCUCCUUCUUCAUUCUUCACGGGUUUUCAUCCACUGCCAAUUCCAAUCUCCAUUUUCUCAUCUUCUUCCUCUUUCUUUCUUCAUUUUCUUCACAUAAUUGCCUUCUGCCUCGAGACCCUCGACUUCCUGGGCUUUUGAUUCCAGUUUCGAUUCGGAAUUUCGACGGAGCAGACUGAUUUUCGAGGUCCAUCGGCGUUUCAUCUCGAUUUCUAAGCUUUCUCCCGCAUCUCUGUUCCGUUACGAUUAUUGUUUCCCGUGUAAUUUGUUCAUCAAGUUGUUGUCUCAAUUCGUAGCAGGGCGAUUGAUCUGGUUUGUAAUUUGUUUUCUGCGUAACCAAGAGUUUUGUGAUGCUGAAAAUGAAGUUUUUGCUCGCGUUUUUGUGUUCUUCUCAUGCUUCUCCUUCCAAAUCGUGCAAUUAGUUCUUCUUCUCCUGCUCUUGUACGGACAAAACCUCUCUUUAUUUCAGCGAAGUCCACUGGCGCGAAUCUGAUUCAUCUCCAGAGAUUAGUUCUGUCGCCGAUUACUCAAUUUUAGGGUUUCUAAGAACACGGUCUCGAAAUUUCGGUUCUGGAGUUGGUUUUCUCAUGAGAAUUAGGAUCGUUAACGCACCUGGAAGUGGAAUUGGAACUAAAUCGGUUCGAUAUCAAGCUGUAGAAUGAAUUAUUUAUUCCAAGUGUUGAAAAGUGUAGAGGAUCUCUUGGUUUUUGGAAAUUGAGUAGCAAUCAACUUGGAGGAGACCGGAAGACAGAGGUGUUUGGAAUCGGCCUCUGUAAAAGCAGAGCAAGCAUGCAAUCACAACUCGAGUUGAAGUAGUUUCUUUCAAAAACCAAAUUCGUUGAGAUCGGAAGACAGAGGUGUUUGGCUCCAUUGUUCAUCACUGCAGCUCACUGGCGGAGGUCUCUCUUCUGACAACAUGAAUUCUGCAGUCUAUGAAUCAACUGCGUCUCCUGACCGACAUUCUUCGGCCAAUAUCCAAUUGAAAGAGGACAAUUUUUCAACUGUGAAGGAAUUUUCUCCCAAGAUAAGGAAGCCCUAUACAAUUACAAAGCAAAGAGAAAGGUGGAAGGAGGAAGAGCAUCAAAAGUUUAUUGAAGCAUUGAAGCUAUAUGGUCGUGAUUGGAGACAAAUAGAAGAGCAUGUGGGCACCAAGACUGCAGUUCAGAUUCGUAGCCAUGCCCAAAAGUUCUUCUCCAAGGUCACGCGGAAUUCAAAUGGGUGUAGCACAAAUUUAGUGGGAUGCAUCGAGAUUCCUCCUCCGCGUCCGAAACGAAAACCAGCGCAUCCAUAUCCACGUAAAGAAGUACCUCAGGCUCAUAAAGCAGUCCCCAUUUUGGAACAGACAAGGUCUUUGUCUCCGCAGUUUUCAGACAAAGAAUGUCCAUCUCCAACAUCAACAAUAGCAGCAGCAAGCGGUUCGGAUACGCUCGUUUUUGCGAACUCGAGAAUUCUUCAUGACAGUGCAUCUCCAGAUUCAUCUAUUCCAUCGACAGAACCGAACUCAUCUUUAUUGGACAAUGAAUCUCCAACACCACCAGCCCCAGGGACAUCAAAUUCAAUCCCCCAUGAGAGAUUUUCAAAGAAUCUAGAGUUGUUUCCAACGGAUGAUGUACAUGAUAAAGACGUCUCUACAAAAGAAGUGUCAAUCCAGAGUCUUAAGCUCUUUGGAAGGACAGUUUUAGUAACAGAUCCCCACAAACAAACCCCAACCGCGGAGAUCCGUGCAUCUGAGGCUGACCGUAAACCGCGCGAAAAAUAUAAGCAAACAUCACCAUGGAACUCCAUGGUCAUGGAGUCUUCUAUGGGGAAUACAGAGGGCACCUGGAAUCAUGGAGCUUUCUAUUUCAUACAACUCAACAGCGGAAACUCGAAUCAAGUAGCAGCUGGUUCUGCAGUCCCGGUAUCGUGGUGGGCUUCUUAUGGCGGUAGCCCAUUUUCUUUUGUGCACUAUGUCAAGCAAGCAGAUGCAAAUUUGAAUCCGGAAGUUGAUGACAAGGAAACUCACAAGGACGAAUCAUGGUGCGGAUCGAACACGGGAUCGGUAAACAGCAGGGAGAACGAUAUCCCGUUUUCCAACAGAGAUGGAGAUUCAGUUUGUAAAGAUGAAUUGAUUGGGAAAGCAUUGUCUUGUGAGCUAAUAAGUAGCCAUGAAAAGAAUACCAAAGGGUUUGUGCCUUACAAAAGAUGCAUGAGAGAGAGAGGUACAAAGUCCAACAUAAUCACAGAUGCAGAGAGGGAGGAGAAGAGGAUCAGGCUUUGCUUAUAGAUUCAAGAAUUGAAUUCUGUACAGGCUUUGGCUUGGUAAGAUUUUGGUAUUUUUUAGUUUUUAAUUAACAAUGUCAUUUUCAUAAGUUGCAUUUCUUAGUUCUUUAUAAUCGUGUCUCUUCUUGUUUACCAAAAUAAUUGUAUCAGUUUUUGUAACUGUAAAUUCCCCACUUAUUUGUGUAAAACCUCUGCGUGGAAACUGAACAUUCGACUUCCUUGAAAAGAGAUUAAUUGUUCCUUC